Molecule: messenger RNA, 1793 nt
Organism: Electrophorus electricus (electric eel)
Lineage: Eukaryota; Metazoa; Chordata; Actinopteri; Gymnotiformes; Gymnotidae
Gene: vsir
Product: V-set immunoregulatory receptor
Biological process (GO): negative regulation of alpha-beta T cell activation; regulation of immune response
Cellular component (GO): plasma membrane
Source: RefSeq, a predicted model, not a curated record
GCCAGCACCGAGCUGCGCGUUUCGGCGCUCCAGGAGAACAGACGCAAAGUUCCCAAAGUUGCUCUGCAGAACACGAAGGCUAAGGGAAGGUUUUUUAAUUCAACCUCUGCUGUCAUUUUGUUGCACAAGGUCGAUAUACUCUGGACGCUUCUGACAGAUAACGUGUGAUCAGGAUCGAGAACAACUACAUUUGAAGUUUCAAAAGUGCCAUUGCUACGUAGAUUCUCCCCGGUAUCGAUGGCGAUGCGCGCAGCUUCCUGGACAUUCCCCCCGGUGUUUAUCGUUGCUUUUCUCACUGCUCAAGCGAACGGCAACCACCACGCCCACGCCCACGCCCACGCCCCCGCCCACGGGCUGGGGGUAUCCUCCCUCCACGCCUCCUACAUCUGCCCCGAGGGAGCCAACGUGACGCUGGUCUGCACCCAGUCUGGCAGCAAGGCACAUCCAAUGGACGCACUGCAGCACGCCUGGUUCUUCACACCUCACAUGGACCAGCGCUGUGAACACAUCCUGCCCCGGCGCACCCAUGGCAACCGUACGCUGGGCGUGGUGCACAGAUUGCAGGUGGCCUCCUUCUCCCUGACCCUGCUGGAGUUGACGGCGGCCGACCAGGGACGCUACUGCUGCCAGAUCGUGGACACGCUGGUGUGGAGCAAAACCAACCACACCAUGUUCCAGCACGCACACAGCUAUAUGCUCCUCACCGUCUCCCCACGCCACAACAACAGUCUGAAGUGUAUUGAGCUGGACCAGAAGGUGCAAGGAAACUCGGGGGCUGUGUGGCUGGCCACAAUGGUGUGCAUUAUUGGCAUUUUGUGUCUGCCACUUUUACUGGUCCUGGUGUAUCGGCAGAGACAAGGACCCCACAUGAGCCGACGUGCACACGAGCUGGUGCGCAUGGACAGUGAGGCCCAGGGCCAUGACAACCCUGUGUUCACGGGCGGAUCCCCCAGGCCUCAGUACCGACCUGUGUCUGCCAUUUUAACCCGCCAGGCAUCCGAAUCAGGGCACCUGCUGUCUGCCCCCGGAACACCAUUCACACCCAACACGCACGGAGAAGUGUUCUUUCCUGCUCAAGAACCCAUCCCAGAGUCACAUGACUUCCUGCCAGCAUAAGAAGGAGAGAUCAGGCUGGCUCGUCUUUUCCUCUGGAAUUGCCCUGCGCUUUUCUUUCUGUGUCUCUCCUCUGUCUUCCCUCGCUUCUCCAGCGGAAGCAUAGAAAAUACCUCCACCCCCCACACCCCCACCCUGGCACCACCUCUUUUGACCCCUGCCUCCUGCAGCAAUGAGUGCUGCUUGGCCGGUGUCUGCUCUCCUCAGCGUACACUUACAGCACAGACAGGCUGGAAUGUUUCAUAACCCUGGACAGCAUAGGGGGAGAGGUGUCUGGGCAGGGGCUAGGCGCUUUGAGGAGUCAGCCAGGACUCGAUCCAGAAGUCAUCCUGCACUUUACACGUUUCUCCUUUGUAACAAAACUGCCAUGAGUUCAGAAAGAACACAAACCCGUGAUUAUUGAUUCAGAAUAAUUACGAGACCGUUUGUGGUGCGUUUCUGUUUUAUGAUGCCUUCUAUGAUACAUUUGAAAGUGACAAACUAGUAAAUAUUCUCAUGUGUGCACUGAUGUUUGCGAGCAUGUACAUGUGUGUGACAAUGAGGAUUGUGUGUGUGUGUGUGUGUGUGUGUGCGUAUGCAAUCCCUUAAGUUACCAGAGAUCUGUAAAAUGUAUUAAAACUGCCGUACAAAAUCUAUAAAAUCUUUUGUCUAUUUUGUAAAAUAAAACUAUUUCCCAAGUU